AUGAGUAGCUUUAUGAAUAUGGCGUGUAUUGGAGACUUUGACCCGUUCACCGCUGCCAUUCCCGCCACCAAAGUUGAGCUCACGGUGUCGUGUAGAAAUCUCCUGGACAGAGACACAUUCUCCAAAUCAGACCCAAUUUGUGUGCUGUACACUCAAGGAAUCUCCAACAGGGAAUGGAGAGAGUUUAGUCGGACAGAGGUGAUAGACAACACACUGAAUCCAGACUUUGUCCGUAAAUUCCUCCUGGACUACUUCUUUGAGGAGAGGCAGAAUCUCCGCUUUGACCUGUAUGACCUUGACUCGAAAAGCGACAACCUGUCUAAACAUGACUUCCUGGGCCAGGCGUUCUGUACCCUGGGGGAGGUGGUGGGCUCCAUGGGAAGCCGCAUGGAGAAACCUCUCAUUGGGAUUCCAGGGAAGAAGUGUGGAACUAUCAUAGUGAGAGCAGAGGAACUGAGCAAUUGCAGGGAGUCAGUGAUGCUGCAGUUCUGUGGGAACAAGUUGGACAAGAAAGACUUCUUUGGGAAGUCUGAUCCUUUUCUGGUCUUCUACCGCAGUAAUGAGGACGGAUCGUUUACUAUCUGCCAUAAGACUGAGGUUGUAAAGAACACUCUGGACCCAGUGUGGCAGGCCUUCAAGAUCCCUGUCAAGGCCCUGUGCAACGGAGAUUAUGAUAGAAGCAUAAAGGUGGAGGUGUAUGAUUGGGACAGAGAUGGAGGGCAUGACUUCAUUGGGGAGUUCAGCACCAGAUACAGGGAGAUGUCAAGAGGCCAGUCACAGUUCCACACCUAUGAGGUGGUAAAUCAGAAGAAGAGAGACAAGAAGAAGAAGAGAUACCUCAACUCAGGAACAGUAACCCUGCUGUCCUGCCUGGUGGACAUGGAGCUCACCUUCCUGGACUACAUCAAAGGGGGGACUCAGAUUAAUUUCACGGUGGCAAUUGAUUUCACAGCAUCAAAUGGCAACCCGUCUCAGCCCACCUCCCUCCACUACAUGAGUCCGUACCAGUUGAAUGCCUAUGCCAUGGCUCUCAGGGCCGUGGGGGAGAUCAUCCAGGACUACGACAGUGACAAGAUGUUCCCUGCUCUGGGCUUCGGAGCCAAGCUGCCCCCGGACGGACGCGUCUCACACGAGUUCGCUCUGAACGGGAACCCUCAGAACCCAUACUGCAGUGGGAUUGAGGGAGUGAUGGAGGCUUACUACCAGAGCCUCAAGUCUGUCCGCCUCUACGGACCCACACACUUCUCCCCUGUUAUCAACCACGUGGCCAGGUAUGCACAAUCAGUGAAAGACGGCUCCCAGUACUUCAUCCUCCUUAUCAUCUCAGACGGCGUCAUCACCGACAUGGCUCAGACCAAAGAGUCUAUCGUAAAUGCGGCUACUCUGCCCAUGUCAAUUAUAAUUGUCGGGGUUGGACCGGCGGAAUUUAAUGAAAUGAUUGAGCUUGAUGGAGACGAAGAGAGGAUCUCAUCUCAAGGGAGGUUCGCAGAGAGAGAUAUUGUUCAGUUUGUUCCGUUCCGUGACUACAUCGACCGCAGGGGGAACCACAUUCUCAGUAUGGCCCGUUUGGCCAAAGAGGUCCUGGCUGAGAUCCCUGACCAGUUCCUCUCCUACAUGAGGACCAGGGGCAUCAAACCAGGCCCCUGUCCCCCUGCCUACACCCCCACCCCCGCCUUGCACCCCCUCCUCACCCGACGGCCCUUUCUGUGGAGAGGACAGACCGCCAUCGUCCCUCAGGAAGGACUUCCACUGAGAGCCACAGAGACUGGUGGUAGCGAUGAUGAAGAGGACGAAGAUGAUGAUGAUGACAAGCCCAGGAGCCCCAUCCCAUCGCCAUGGACGGGGCCCAGCGACAUGCACGCCACCCAGCGCUAUGGACAGGGCCGAGCGCCAUGGACGGGGCCCAGCGCCAAGGACGGGGCCCAGCGCCAUGGACGCCACCCAGCGCCAUGA
This is a messenger RNA of Salvelinus namaycush (lake trout), 1953 nucleotides long. Its product is annotated as copine-8-like. Gene Ontology annotation, biological process: cellular response to calcium ion. Lineage: Eukaryota; Metazoa; Chordata; Actinopteri; Salmoniformes; Salmonidae. The transcript has 23 exons. The coding region runs from base 1 to 1953 and encodes 650 amino acids. Gene Ontology annotation, molecular function: calcium-dependent phospholipid binding. Gene Ontology annotation, cellular component: plasma membrane. The record is from RefSeq and is a predicted model, not a curated record.